GCUGAGGAUGAGGAGGAUGAGGACCAGCCUCUGAGCCUGUCCUGGCCAGAUACCAUGCGCAAGCGUUUCACCUACCUCUUAAUCAUGCCCAUCAUCUUCCCUCUGUGGCUAACACUGCCUGAUGUCAGGAAACCAGUAAGUGCUUCCCCUCCAUUUCUAUCUCUUACUGUUUCAGUUUGUCAGAUAGAGAAUUAGCCUGUGUCCCUAUAUAGUGCACUACACCCUAUGGGCCUUGGUCAAAGGUAGUAUAGGGAAUAGGGUGCCAUUUGUGACACAAACAUAGAGAGAAAGACUCAUGUUUGGUAUGAAAUCUAUUUGUCUAUUUAUUUUGCUAUAACUGGUAAUUGUGUGAUGUGUUAUCUGUAAUACCAUAGUAUUGAGGCUUCAUUUCUGUCAUUUCCAUCUUUAUAGUAACUAUAGCUUUUUCCUCCUUUGUCUAACAGACUGCAAAGAAGUUCUUUCCCAUCUCAUUUCUGGGUUCUAUCUGUUGGAUUGCUGGAUUCUCCUACUUAAUGGUGUGGUGGGCUCACCAGGUAUGUGGAGUGUUAAAUUAAUUGAACCGUUAAGGGUUUUUCACACUACUGAGCCUUACCGAACCAAGCCAAACCAAGCUGUAAUAAGCUGGUCUGGUUGUGCAUAGGGUUAUGGCGGUCAUAAAGUUUUGUCAGCCGGUGAUUGUCAAGCACAUAACUGCCGUUCUCACGGUAAUUGACUGUUAAUUAACAUAAACAAGUUUAGCAUCUCCUGGCUUCCACACAUAGCCUACAAGCUACUGAUGCAGAACUUUGGAACGUCUACAUUUAAAAAAGUAUAAUAAAUCCAUUUAAUAUGGCCUACACCAUCACAAUAAAUCCAUUAUUUAUUUUAGACAGGUCUAAAGAAGCAUGAUAUGAAGAACAUUUACUCUAUUUCAGAAGAACAGAAUAGCAUACUCUGAGCUGUCCUUAUGUUAGGCCCUGAUAUGGCUAUGCCAUACAGCUGUGGGCGACACUAGUUCAUUUAGCAGACAGGAUUUGCUUAGAAUUCCAUGGCAUACUUUUUUAUUAUUUUAUAGUAUGAAGAAUACAAUUGAACAUAACUUAAUAAAAUAGAAAGGCUAUAUUCUCCAAACGAUUUCAAAGGAUGUGCGCACAUGCGGCUAUUCUGUGUUGAGCGGUUAACAAAGAAACUGGUCCUCCUACAGGAAAUGCUUAAUUUAGAGUUAUUUAUGCAACUUUAGUUGUGAUACAAACAUUGGGCUAUAUGUUUGGAUUUUUAAUACAUUCUAAGGCUGUAUGAUGGGACUCUAAUGAUGAUUUGAAAAAAGUUGCAUGAAAUGCAUGAGCUUUGAUUUGUUUCUUGUGCAAGCCGCACACACUUCAUCAGUCUCUCAUUUACAAUUUGACAAGCACGUGAUAAUAUUCACCAGGCCUCGAAUUUCCAGGCUGCAUCCCCCUUAUGUGGCCAUAAUGCCCCCUAAAAAGUCCAUGCCUUUUGCGGCCACAGUGGCCGUUGUUCCCUUGGACUAAAUAUAAUAAUUAUAAUUCCCUUCUCCCAGGUGCCGUGCACCAAAGCACCUCUCACUCCCAUUGCUGUCUCAGAUAUCUCAAUUCUUAUUAACCAAUGCCCAUCACAUGAUCGGGUCCUUCUCACAGGCAUUUCAGCAAAGAAGUAGGCUACAAGUGAAUGAAGACAGACACAUAUUUGACACAUAUUGAAGAUGUUAGAACUGUCAACAUUUAGCCUACUUUUCGUCAGCCAGCAAGUUAUCCUGCCUCUCGCCCGUCCUUAAAGGGUUCUCCAAAUACUGUGAUGCGUGGGAGUGGGCGGAUUUUCUCGUCCUUCUCGCUAGCCGUGAUUUUGGGCAGCUCCAUGGUAAGAAAUGUCACUGUUCCUGGUGCAAAAACAUUCCUAUCCCGGAGCUCCAGUAAAUGACAUUACUAAGCUGCUCCCGAAUGUACUACGUCAGGACAUGGAAAUCAAUUCCAUCGUAGUCCAUGUGGGUUUUAAUGACAUUAUGAAGGGCAGCUCUGAACAGUUGAAACUGGAUUUUAAAGAGCUGAUUGAUUCUCUGCUAGACACUAAUAAAAUACGCAUAAUAUCUGGCCUUGUGCCCUCUCUGAAUCGUGGCAUUGGAAUGCUUUAGCAGGAUUUUUCACUUCACAACUGGCUACGUGAUUAUUGCAGCUCAAUGAGUAUAACUUUUGUUGACAAUUUCGAUACCCCCGAAUAAUUUGGGUUCCUGGAUCCUUUCACAACAUUAUAAGGCUGCGUUGAGACAAUGAUUUAUCAAUGACCCAAGCCCAACUCAAUUCAUCCCUACCAUUGUGUUGCUGAGUUGUCAUAAUGCUUCAGCAAAUGUACAUUAUCCCAGGGGCAUUGGUAGACACAAUGUAAGUAACCUAAUUUAUGUCCCUCUAACUGCCCUGAAUGCCUCUGCUGAUCCUACAGCUAUUGUAUGCAGUAAUCAUGUGCCUAUGAACCAGAGUUAUACUGUUAGCACUGAGGCGGUGUGCCCUAGCAGGAAGUCCACUGUGUGCAGCUCACUCUGCACUAACAUAUAUAACAUGAGCAUAUGUAUUUCUGCUAAGAUUCCCAGUAUAGCAAUAAAAACAAUAAAGCAUCCCAGAAAAGUGCUAAAAAUAGCCCAUGUUAACAAUUGUAGCUUAAGAAACAAGGUUGAUGAACUCAAUAAUUUGCUACUAACCGAUGACAUUCAUAUUCUGACUAUCACUGAAACAAUACCUUUGAUGAUACAGUGGUAGCAAUACAUGGUUAUAACAUCUACAGAAAAUACAGAAAUGCCAAUGACCACCAAGUGCUAACAGUCCGUAUCUGUGUGAAAUGAUUGAUAAUGUGCAGUGAGGGGAAAAAAAUAUUUGAUCCCCAGCUGAUUUUGUACGUUUGCCCACUGAGAAGAAAUGACCAGUCUAUAAUUUAAUGGUAGGUUUAUUUGAACAGUGAGAGACAGAAUAACAACAAAAAAAUCCAGAAAAACGCAUGUCAAAAAUGUUAUAAAUUGAUUUGCAUUUUAAUGAGGGAAAUAAUUAUUUGACCCCUCUGCAAAACAUUACUUAGAACUUGGUGGCAAAACCCUUGUUGGCAAUCAUAGAGGUCAGACGUUUCUUGUAGUUGGCCACCAGGUUUGGUGGCCACCAGGUUUGCACACAUCUCAGGAGUCAUUAAGGUUUCGGGGCUGACGUUUGGCAACUCAAACCUUCAGCUCCCUCCACAGAUUUGGUGACUAUGGUCCCAGCAGGGGAUCAAAUACUUUUUUCCCUCACUGUAUGUGUUAUCAACAGAGAGGUAUAUUUUCUGGGUGAUUUAAAUAUUGACUGGCUUUCAUCAAGCUGCCCACUCAAGAAAAAGCUUCAAACUGCAACCAGUGCCUGCAACCUGGUUCAGGUUAUCAGUCAACCUACCAGCGUAGUUACAAACAGCACAGGAAUGAAACCAUCAACAUGUAUUGAUCACUUCUUUACUAAUGCUGCAGAAAUUUGCUUUAAAGCAGUAUCCAAAUCCAUUGGAUGUAGUGAUCACAAUAUAGUAGCCAUAUGUAGGAAAACCAAAAUUACAAAGGCUGGGCCUAAUAUAGUGUACAAGAGGUCAUAUAAUACAUUUUAUAGUGAAUCCUAUUGUCAGGGGUGCUGAAGGUGGGUGUGGUGCAGGAAUCAAGCGCAGGACGCAGAAGCUAAGUCCAAAAGGCUUUAGUGAAUUAUUCAUGUAGUACACGAGCACAAUAAGCCCGGAGGCGAAAUAAAGGCGCACACAGGCGUCAAACAAAAGGCGCACGAACAUGUGCGAAAACCUCUCCAAACAACGGAGGGAAGUACGCAGCUCAGAACACCAAAACAGAAGAGCAAUCACACACAACACCAUACACACACAACGAGAACUAAAUAGGACACUAAUGAGGACUAACUAGACACAGGUGUACAACAUCAAGACAAAACCAAACGAACAUGAAACAUAGAUCGGUGGCAGCUAGUACUCCGGGGACGACGACCGCCGAAACCUGCCCGAACAAGGAGGAGGAGCAGCCUCGGCCGAAACCGUGACACCUAUGUUCUUGAUGUAAAUUAUAUUUGUUGGUCUAUGGUGUGUAAUGAGGAGCAACCAGACGCUGCACUUGACACAUUUAUGAAAUUGCUUAUUCCAGUUACAAAUAAGCAUGCACCCAUUAAGCAAAUUACUGUAAAAACUGUUUGAUAAGGAAUUGAACAUUUUAGAGGGAUUAGGCAAAAGGAAUGGCUGUGAUGAGUGUAAUAGAUAACCUCCCGAGUGGCGCAGUGGUCUAAGGCACUGCAUCGCAGUGCUAGCUGUGCCACUAGAGAUCCUGGUUUGAAUCCAGGCUCUGUCGUAGCCGGCCGUGACCGGGAGACCCAUGGGGCGGCGCACAAGUCGGCCAGGGUAGGGGAGGGAAUGGCUGGCAGGGAUGUAGCUCAGUUGGUAGAGCAUGGUGUUUGCAACGCCAGGGUUGUGGGUUCGAUUCCCACGGGGGUCCAGUAUUAAAAAAAUAUAAAAAACAUAAAAUAUGUAUGCACUCACUAACUGUAAGUCACUCUGGAUAAGAGCGUCUGCUAAAUGACGUAAAUGUAAAUGAUAGAAGGAGUCAGGCGCAGGAGGGUAAUCACCGAAUGCAGAGUUUUUUGACACGGACUGUUAGCACUUGGUGGUCACUGUUAUCUAUCACACUCAUCACAGCCAUUCGUUUGUCACUCCCAUAAAUAUUUUUUAUGGGAGGGACAAACGAAACAGGCACAGGGGAAAAUCUACCCUGGCAAUACAAGGUAAUGGUAGCUCCAACAAUAACAGGCACAGGGGAAAUAUCUACCCCGGCAAUAACAAGGUACGAGUAAAUCCACCGAGCUACACUACUCUCACAGUCAAUCAAUCACCCACAAGGACAAGGGGGGCAGAGGGAACACUUAUACACAGACUAAUGAGGGGAUAAGAACCAAGUGUGUGUGAUGAAAAGACAAGACAAAUGGAAUGAUGAAUAAUGGAGCGGCAGUGGCUAGUAAGCCGGUGACGAACAAGGAGGGGAGGCAGCCCCUCGUGUCGUGACAAUGGCAAAUAAGUCUGGCCGCACAACCGAUUGGCAAAUGUACUGCAAAUUUAGAAAUCAUGUGACUAAACAAAAUAAAAAGAAGAAGAAAAUAUAUUAUGAAACAAAUAUAAAUGAUGUAAAGAAUGAUAGUAAAAAGCUUUGGAGCACCUUAAAUGAACAUUCGGGCUAAAACAGGCAAACUCAGCUCCAUUAUUAAUGUUUUUUUUAAUUGGCAAGAUUAGCAAAUGUAGGCAUGACAUGCCAACUACAAACGCUGGCACUACACAUCCAAGUAUUACUGAUCAAAUUAUGAAAGACAAGCAUUGUAAUUUUGAAAUCCGUAAAGUGAGUGUGGAAGACAUGAAAACAGUAUUGUUGUCUAUUAACAAUGACAAGCCACCGGGGUCUGACAACUUGGAUGGAAAAUUACUGAGGAUAGUAACGGACGAUAUUGCCACAUCUUCAAUCUAAGCCUACUAGAAAGUGUGUGCCCUCAGACCUGGAGGGAAGCAAAAGUAAUUUAGCUACCCAAGAAUAUUAAAGCCCCCUUUACUGGCUCAAAUAGCCGACAAAUCAGCCUGUUACCAACCCUUAGUAAACUUUUUGAAAAAAUUGUGUUUGACCAGAUACAAUGCUAUUUUACAGUAAACUAAUUGACAACAGACUUUCAGCAUGCUUAUAGGGAAGGACAUUCAACAAGCACGACACUUACACAAAUGACUGUUGAUUGGCUAAGAGAAAUUGAUGAUAACAAGAUUGUGGGAGCUGUUUUGUAAGACUUCAGUGCGGCUUUAAAUGGGUGACAAAUUAUAAGUUAGUCCUAAAUAUUUCCAAAACUUAAAGCAUUGUAUUUGGGACAAUUCAUUCACUAAACCCUAAACCUCAACUAAAUCUUGUAAUAAAUAAUGUGGAAAUUGAGCAAGUUGAGGUGACUAAACUGCUUGGAGUAACCCUGGAUUGGUCAAAACAUGUUGAUGCAACAGUAGGUAAGAUGGGGAGAAGUCUGUCCAUAAAAAGUGCUUCUCUGCCUUAUCAACAAGGCAGGUCCUACAGGCCCUAAUUUUGUCGCACCUGGACCACUGUUCAGUCAUGUGGUCAGGUGCCACAAAGAGGGACCUCCGAAUAUUACAAUUGGCUCAGAACAGGGCAGCAUGGCUGGCGCUUAGAUGUACACAGAGAGCUAACAUUAAUAAUAUGCAUGUAAAUCUCUCAUGACUCAAAGUGGAGUGACUUCAUCAAUACUUGUUUUUGUAACAAGUGUUGACAUGCUGAUUGCACCGAUGUGUCUGUUUAAACUACUAACACACAGCUCGGACACCCAUGCAUACCCCACCAGACAUGCCACCAGAGUUCUCUUCACAAUCCCCAAGCCAAGAACAGACUAUGGGAGGUGCAAAGUACUACGUAGAGCAAUGGCUACAUGGAACUAUAUUCCACAUCAGGUAACUCAUGUAAGCAGUAGAAUCAGAUUUAAAAAACAGAUAAAUAACAUGGAAAAGUGGGGACUGUGAAGAGACACUCAGGCACAGACAGAUGCUUAUACAUACACAUGAUAAGACAUGCACUCUACACACACAUACACAUAGAUUUUGUAUUGUAGAUAUGUGGUAGCAGAGUAGUGGCCUGAGGGAACACAAUGUGUUGUGAAAAGUGUUAUGAAAUGUAAUGUCAUGUAAUAUUUUAAAUUGUAUAUAACUGCCUUGAUGUUGCUGGACCACAGGAAGAGUAGCUGCUGCCUUGAGGAUCCUUAAUAAAUACAAAUAUAAAUGAAAGAGUGCAGUGUAUAAAGUCAGAACAUCUGCUAUCUCAGCCACUGCCUGUCAUCAAGGGAGUACACCAAGGCUCGAUCCUAAGCCCCACGCUCUUCUCAAUUUACAUCAACAAUAUAGCUCAGGCAGUAGGAAGCUCUCUCAUCCAUUUAUAUGCAGAUGAUACAGUCUUAUACUCAGCUGGCCCCUCUCCAGAGUUUGUGUUAAACGCUCUACAACAAAGCUUUCUUAGUGUCCAACAAGCUUUCUCUGCCCUUAACCUUGUUCUGAACACUUCCAAAACAAAAGGUCAUGUGGUUCAGUAAGACGAUUGCCCCUCUCCCCACCAGUGUGAUUACUAACGCUGAGGGUUUAGAGCUUGAGGUAGUCACCUCAUAUAAGUACUUGGGAGUAUGGCUAGACAGUACACUGUCCUUCUCUCAGUACAUAUCAAAGCUGCAGGCUAAGGUUAAAUCUAGACUUGGUUUCCUCUAUCGUAAUCACUCCUCUUUCACCCCAGCUGCCAAACUAACCCUGAUUCAGAUGACCAUCCGACCCAUGCUAGAUAACGCAGACGUAAUUUAUAGAUUGGCAGGUAAGGGUGCUCUCGAGUGGCUAGAUGUUCUUUACCAUUCGGUCAUCAGUUUUGCCACCAAUGCUCCUUAUAGAACACAUCACUGCACUCUGUACUCCUCUGUAAACUGGUCAUCUCUGUAUACCCAUCGCAAGACCCACUGGUUGAUGCUUAUUUACAAAACCCUCUUAGGCCUCACUCCCCCCUAUCUGAGAUACCUACUGCAGCCCUCAUCCUCCACAUACAACACCCGUUCUGCCAGUCACAUUCUGUUAAAGGUCCCCAAAGCACACACAUCCCUGUGUCGCUCCUCUUUCCAGUUCGCUGCAGCUAGCGACAGGAACGAGCUGCAAAAAACACUCUGGACAGUUUUAUCUCCAUCUCUUGUAUUCUAAGACUCAAUCAUGGACACUCUUACUGACAGUGGUGGCUGCUUCGCGUGAUGUAUUGUUGUCUCUACCUUCUUGCCCUUUUUGCUGUUGUCUGUGCCCCAUAAUGUUUGUACCAUGUCUUGUGCUGGUGCUGCUACCAUGUUGUGCUGCUACCAUGUUGUUUUCAUGUUGGGUUGCUACCUUGCUGUGUUGUCGUGUGUUGCUGCCAUGCUAUCUUGUUGUCUUAGGUCUCUCUUUAUGUAGUGUCUCUUUAUAUAUUCUCUCUCUUGUUGUGAUGUGUUUUUGGUCCUAUAUUUAUAUAUAUUUAUUGAUUUAAUCCCAGCCUCCGUCCCCGGCGGGAGGCCUUUUGCCUUUUGGUAGGCCGUCAUUGUAAAUAAGACUUUGUUCUUAAAUGACUUGCCUAAUUAAAUAAAGGUUAAAUAAAAAAUAAAAAUAAAUGAGUAGGCCUAAAGAACAGCACUAGCCUAUGUCAAUCUACUAUCCCCCAUAGUACAAAAGUUGACCUAUUCUAAUUUAAUACAUUUUUACAUUUUAGUCAUUUACAUUUAGCAGACGCUCUUAUCCAGAGCGACUUACAGUUAGUGAGUGCAUACAUUUUCAUACUGGUGAAUAAUGGUAAAUAAAUAUUCCAAACAUACUUGUGGGAUGCGAUAGAUCCCAAAUGAAUAAAACCACUCGCAUCAAAACAUUUUUUAAAAGCAAUGAGGCUGAUGCAACAGAUCAGAACAUUUAGCUUAAAAGGUUGAUAAACUGUUAAGCUAUUUCUUCACAUUAUACGUGCAGCAAUGCACACAUGGCAGUAGGCUAUAAGCGUGAAUGUUCCAAAAUGCAUUCAAUUAGCGGGAAAAAAACUGUUCUCAAAAAAAUGAUUAUGCAUGUGAUGCUUUAUUAUAAAGUUGCAUUUUUAUGGUGAAAAUGAUCUUCCCCAAACUUGAAACUCAAUCGCAGCCUAUGCCAGUUAGGCUUUAUACCGGUUAUAAAGCGGUUUAAUGUGCUUAAUUUUAAGAAGGUAUUUGGCCACUUUAGUUGUGAUAUAUACACAUAGGCCUAUGGGCUUGCAUACAUGAGGUGUGCGACUAUGAUUUGAAUUAGUCGCACAUAAAAGGCAUGCGCUGUUUCUUUCCUUAUUGCACAAGCUGGGCAUCAUUCACAAGUGAUAAUACAUCAUUCACAAGUGAUAGGUUAAUAUUGUCACCCAUCAGACUAUUCUUAAUUGAAUGUUGCCUUUACAUAUAUUAAAUAAUAUAUGUGUGCAAUUAGUUUUGAUUUUGAAUGGACUAUUAUCAUGCACCUGUCUCGGAACAGGGGCAUGAAAAAAAAAAAGUAAUCUAUGCACUGCAAUAGCGAAUGGAGGACGCUUUUCCCGUGGUUCAUUUUCAUACCAGCCAGGUAGGCUAUACUCCUGUUUUAAAGCGAAACAAUAUGCUUAAUAUUAGGAAAGUUGAUAAAUAAAUAUAGUAGGCCUUGCCUAUAGAAAGCGGAUGGGAUCCUCCUCUUUUUAAUAGAGGUGUGAUGAGAUGAUGUCGAAGGAGUCAGGCGCAGGAGGGUAAAUCACAGAAUAACAGGCUUUAUUCCACAACCACAGAGUUACGCAGUAAUGCGUCAAAAACACUCCAGUGCGCAAAACAGGCGCACUGGAAAACACAAGGCACACAGGAAAAUAUCCAGGCGAUACAAAAUACAAGGAGCUCCAUCGAGCUUCACUAUCCUCCACAAUAAACAAUCACACACAAAGACAACUGGGCAGAGGGAACACUUAUACAGGUACUGAUGAGGGGAUAUGAACCAGGUGUGUGUAAUAAACAAGACAAAACAAAUGGAAUGAUGAGAUGAGGAGCGGCAGUGGCUAGAAGGCCGGUGACGACGAACGCCGAAGCCUGCCCGAACAAGGAGAAGUGGCAGCUUCGGAGGAAGUUGUGUUGCGUCACAGCCACUGCUGUUCCAUUAUCUAAUUUUACUGCUUGUAUGAGUUACUUGAUGUGGAAUAGAGUUCCAUGUAGUCAUGGCUCUAUGUAGUAUUAUGUGCCUCCCAUAGUCUGUUCUGGACUUUGGGACUGUGAAGAGACCUCUGGUGGCAUGUCUUGUGGGGUAUGCAUGUGUGUCUGUAGGACCAGCCUUGUUGAUAGUGCUGUUAAGAAUGCAGAGUAGCGCUUUAUUAUAGACAGACUUCUCACCAUCUUAGCUACUGUUGUAUCAAUAUGUUUUGAUCAUGACAGUUUACAAUUCAGGGUUACUCCAAGCAGUUUAGUCACCUCAACUUGCUCAAUUUCCACAUUAUUCAUUACAAGAUUUAGUUGAGGUUUAGGGUUUAGUGAAUUAUUUAUUCCUUGCCACCCAUUCUGAAACUAACUGCAACUCUUUGUUAAGUGUUGUCAGAGUGAUUAGAAGGACAAUAGAGUGCUGAGUACUAGGCAGUUAGCAAGUUUGGUAGACUACUAAUGACCAUCAGCAGCAUCAGAGCUUGGAGAAGCAUAAUUACCGUGACUAAACGGUCACGUGGAAUUUGAAUGCCGUCAUGACUUGUGACCACCAGUGUGGCGGUAAUACGGUCACCGUAACAGCCCUAGUUAUGCACACACCAUAGUUGCUGAAAAAUGCAAGAUGGUUCAGUACUACAUUUAGUGAAAUCAUGUUGCCUUUAGUGAAGACACUAAACCACCUCCUCACACAGAACAGAACACAAGCGUGUUCACAAGCAAGUGGGAGGACGUAUAGGUCAUUAGAAAAGUAGAGGGAUAUUCAGAGGGUUAGAAUGCUGUGGGAUUGUUAUUAGCAGCUUUCCGUGAAAUGUAUUCAGGCUAAGACCUGUAUGCCAUUCAAAGCUAGACAGCACCAAAUAGUCAGAGUGCCAAAAUAUCCUCUGUCCCCAAAUACUGGGAUUUUCUCCUUAUCAUGCAUGUUAACAGAAUGGAAAAAAAUUAACAAAAAAUAAGUCCAAAGUAUAGCUCACUGUGUAAUUCCUUAAACCUCACCUCUACUCAACCUCUCAGCGAAGAAAAAAAAGAUGUUGUUUUAUUUACCCAAUAUUUUUCUCUUUUCUCUCUACAGGUUGGAGAGACCAUUGGGAUUACAGAAGAGAUUAUGGGUUUGACUAUAUUAGCAGCUGGUACCUCCAUCCCUGACCUAAUCACCAGUGUCAUUGUUGCACGGAAGGGACUGGGGGACAUGGCUGUGUCCAGCUCUGUGGGCUCCAACAUCUUUGACAUCACUGUUGGGUACGCUGAUGUCAUCAGUACUGUGACCACUCUUAUAUCUAAUUACUCAUUUAUUUUGAUAUCUGUUAGUUUCACAUUUUGAACAUUGUUUAUUAUAAGAUUAUUCUUAUUAGCAUUCUCGCAGUGCUGGGGGAAGUUUUUACAUAUUACAUAAUAACAGUCAUAUUACUUUGUUCUUAUCCAAUAAGUAGCUUUCGGUUUACUUGGGAUUCACUAAAACCACAAUAAUUACACUUAGGUACCAUUUUCAUAAGAAUUAUUUCCAUCUAUAUGAUAAAUGCUUGCCAGAUAUAAUAUGUUGUAAAAGUUCACUGAACUAUGUUGUAUUCUCAAAUUUGUUUGAUUGAAUAAGGUUUGCCCAUGGGGGACAUGGAAGUUCCCACUACUCAACUUUUCAGUCAGUGUUACCUGAACUAAAACAUUUUAGUUCGCCCAAACCUAGCUCCAACAUGAGAAAACGUAGUGAAAAAUUAUGUCAACUUAAAAUGAUGUGUUUGCUCAAUUUGUCUCAUAUGUUCAUUCAACUAGAAAUUAUUAUUUAUAUUUGUCAUUUUACCUAAGAAAAGGCUGUGGAACUAGUUACACACAGUACUGUUAACAUACAAUGUUUUCAACUUAUAUAUUUGACACACAUGCUUACAUUGUGCAUGUUAAUGAAAAGCUGAAAUGUCUUGAGUCAAUAAGUAUUCAACUCCUUUGUUAUGGCAAACCUAAAUAAGUUCAGGAGUAAACAUUUGCUUAACAAGUCACAUAACUUGCAUGGAAUCACUCUUUGUGCAAUAAUAGUGUUAAACAUGAUUUUUGAAUUAUUCUACCUCGUCUCUGUACCCCACAUAUACAAUUAUCUGUAUGGUCCCUCAGUCGAGCAGUGAAUUUCAAACACAGAUUCAACCACUAAGACCAGGGAGGUUUUCCAAUGCCUCUCAAAGAAGGGCAGUUAUUGGUAGAUGGGUAAAAAAUUAAAGCAGACAUUGAAUAUCCCUUUGAUCAUGGCAAAGUUAUUAAUUACACAUUGGAUGGUGUAUCAAUACACCCAGUCACUACAAAGAUACAGGCGUCCUUCCUAACUCAGUUGCCAGAGAGGAAGGAAACCGCUCAGGGAUUUCAUCAUGAGGCCAAUGGUGACUUUAAAACAAUUACAGAGUUUAAUGGCUUUGACAGGAGAAAACUGAGGAUGGAUCACAUGCAUACACACACGCAUGAUAACAUACGCACUGUACACACACGUACACAUGGAUUUUGUGUUGUAGUUAUGUGGUAGUAAAGGCCUUGCCUUGGCAGCAGCUAAUGGGGAUCCAUAAUAAAUACAAAAUACAAAUACAAACAUUUUAGUUACUCCACAAUACUAUCCUAAUUGACAUAGUGAAAAGAAGGAAGCCUGUACAGAAUACAAAUAUUUCAAACCAUGCAUCGUGUUUGCAACAAGGCACUAAAGUAACACUUCAGAAAAUAUGUAAAAGCAAUUAACAUUUAUUUAUUUAUUUAUUCAUCACUACAGAUCGAACCCGGAUCUGUAGCGAUGCCUCAAGCACUGCAGUGCCUUAGACCGCUGCACCACUCGGGAGGCCCCAGCAAUUUACUUUUUGUCCUGAAUACAUAGUGUUAUGUUUGGGGCAAAUCCAAUACAACACAUUACUGAGUACCACUCUCGAUAUUUUCAAGCAUGGUGGUGGCUGCAUCAUGUUAUGGGUAUGCUUGUAAUCGUUAAGGACUGGGGAGUUUUUCAGGAUAAAAUAUAAAGAAUGGAGCUAAGCACAGGCAGAAUGCUAGAGGAAAACCUAGUUCCGUCUGCUUUCCACCAGACACUGGGAGAUUAAUUUACCUUUCAGCCGGACAAUAACCUAAAACACAAGGUCAAAUCUACACUGGAGUUGCUUACCAAGAAGACAGUGAAUGUUCCUGAGUGGCAUAGUUACAGUUUUGACUUAAAUCUACUUGAAAAUAUAUGGCAAGACCUGAAAAUGGUUGUCUAGCAAUGAUCAACAACCAAUUUGACAGAGCUCGAAGAAUUUUGAAAAGAAUAAUGGGCAAAUGUUGCACAAUCCGGGUGUGGAAAGUUCUUAAAGACUUACCCAUAAAGACUCACAGCUGUAAUCGCUGCCAAGGGUGCUUCUACAAAGUAUUGACUCAGGGGUGUGAAUACUUAUGUAAAUAAGAUAUUUCUGUAUUUCAUUUUCAAUACAUUUGCAAAUAUUCCUAAAAACAUGUUUUCACUUUGUGUGUUUGUGUGUGCGUGUGUGUGUUUAUUUUGUGUGUUUCAGCCUGCCAUUCCCAUGGCUCCUCUGGUCCAUCAUCAACAACAUGCAGCCUGUGGCGGUGAGUUCUAACGGGCUGUUCUGCGCCAUUGUGUUGCUGUUCCUCAUGCUCAUCUUCGUCAUCAUCUCAAUUGCUGCCUGCAAGUGGCGGAUGAGCAAGCUGCUGGGCUUCAUCAUGUUCGUGCUCUACUUAGUGUUCCUGGUGGUCAGCGUUAUGCUGGAAGACAAGAUCAUCGCCUGCCCUAUAUCCAUCUGA
Messenger RNA from Coregonus sp. 'balchen', 13469 nucleotides. NCBI's taxonomy places the organism in Eukaryota, Metazoa, Chordata, Actinopteri, Salmoniformes, Salmonidae. The record is from the annotation of a GenBank genome assembly.